AUGCCAUCAUCAUCUAGAAUGACUUCAGAAUGCAUUCCGUUUCCGGAAAAAUAUAUUGUCGGGUCACUCGGAUCAGAGAUGAUAUCUGCCUGGUCACUGGGAUCAAAGAUGAUAUCUGCCUGGUCACUCGGAUCAGCGGUGAUAUCUGCCUGGUCACUCGGAUCAGCGGUGAUAUCUGUCUGGUCACUCGGAUCAGCGGUGAUAUCUGUCUGGUCACUCGGAUCAGAGAUGAUAUCUAUCAGGUCACACGAACUGAUGAUAUCUGUACGAUCAUUUGAAAACAAAACAGAAAUAAACUGCUAA
Molecule: messenger RNA, 303 nt
Organism: Brugia pahangi
Lineage: Eukaryota; Metazoa; Nematoda; Chromadorea; Rhabditida; Onchocercidae
Source: the annotation of a GenBank genome assembly